Messenger RNA from Haliotis rubra (blacklip abalone), 969 nucleotides. RefSeq names its product probable serine/threonine-protein kinase clkA. The record is from RefSeq and is a predicted model, not a curated record. The transcript is spliced from 2 exons. The coding region runs from base 1 to 969 and encodes 322 amino acids. NCBI's taxonomy places the organism in Eukaryota, Metazoa, Mollusca, Gastropoda, Lepetellida, Haliotidae.
AUGAAGAUUGUCGUCGUGCUUACUGCCCUUUGUGCCACCACCCUCGGUGAGAUCCCACUCCUUGGAUUCGGUGGAUUCGGUGGCUUUGGUUCUCUCAAUCUUGGACUCGGUCAUAUCGGCGUCAAGAAAAUCGAUCCUCUUUCCGACGCAGGCCAUGGUUUCGGCCACGACAGCUACAAACCAACGGGCUACGACAAGGCAAGUUCUUUCAAUGGUGGUUACAAGCCAAAGAACAGCUAUAAACCCAGUUAUAAUGGUGGUUACAAACCCCAAAUCCAUGCUAGCUACAAGCCCAGCGGCUACAAGAACCAGGGGUAUGGUAGUGACAACGACUACAAACCUCAGAGCUACAACCAUGGUUACAAAGGUGAGGGAUAUAACAACGACCACAAGCCAAGUAGCUACAACAACUACGACUAUAAGCCCCAGGGGUACAACAACGACCACAAGCCAAGCAGCUACAAUAGCUACGAUUACAAGCCUCAGGGAUACAACAACGACCACAAGCCUACCAGCUACAACAACUACGAUUACAAGCCCCAGGGAUACAACACCGACCACAAGCCAAGCAGCUACAACAACUACGAUUACAAGCCCCAGGGAUACAACACCGACCACAAGCCAAGCAGCUACACUUACGAUUACAAGCCCCAGGGGUACAACAAUGUCCACAAGCCUAGCAGCUACAAGAACUACGAUUAUAAACCUCAAGGGUACAACAACGACCACAAGCCUAGCAGCUACAACAGCCAUGAUUACAAGCCCCAGGGGUACAACAAUGUCCACAAGCCUAGCAGCUACAACAACUACGAUCACAAGCCCCAGAGGUACAACAAUGUCCACAAGCCAAGCAGCUACAACUAUAAGCCCCAAACCUACAACGGGGGUUACAAACCCAACAGCUACAACAACCACUUGGGCUACAACGCUAAGCUCCACAACGUCCACCCCGUGGUUGGAUACCUGUGA